Molecule: messenger RNA, 438 nt
Organism: Fulvia fulva
Lineage: Eukaryota; Fungi; Ascomycota; Dothideomycetes; Mycosphaerellales; Mycosphaerellaceae
Product: Dimethylsulfonioproprionate lyase DddW
Exons: 1
Coding region: 1-438 (145 amino acids)
Source: RefSeq, a predicted model, not a curated record
AUGCCGCACUCUCCACCUACAAAGACAUCCCCAGUCUUCAUCCCGGCCUGCGCCAUCAAGUCCCAACCCCUUGAGUCCUUCCCAAACACAUCCAACGGCAUCGUCAGUUGGAAGACUCCACUCUCCUCCGAUCUCACGCCCUCAGACUCCCUUACAGCUGGAAUCGCGACUUGCCCAGCAGACUCUGGCUACCUGGCCCAUCACCGCCACGAGCAAGCGGAAAUGUACCUAAUCCUCAAGGGCGAAGGGCUUGUGAGAGUUGACGGGGACGAGAGAAGGGUAGAGAAAGGGGAUGCAGUGUUCAUACCCGGCAAUGCUGAGCACGGGAUCCGGAACGUCGGGCAAGGGGAUUUGGAGUGGUUCUAUUGCUUUGCGGCGGACAAGUUUGGGGAUGUGGGUUAUAGAUUUUCUGGCUCUGUCGAGAAGGCGAAGCUGUGA